AUGAUCUCAGCCGUCUCGCAGCAGUCACUUCUGCUCUUUUUGCCGCCGCUGGUGAUCCUAGCGGCAUGUCUGCUGAAACUGGCCUCGUUGACGUCUCGAUGGAAGGGUGCGCCGCCUGGUCCGCCGACGAGACUGUUUAUUGGAAAUCUGCACCAAAUCCCCAAAAGAGACCUACAUUUGCAGUAUCAGCGAUGGGGUCAAGAGUACGGGCCGAUUUUCUCACUGAAGCUGGGCUCCCAGAACGUUGUCGUUCUGACCAGUGGUGAACUCAUCAAGAGGGUCGUCGACAAACGGAGUGGCAACUACUCGGAUCGGCCCAAGCUCUACAUGCAAGAUAUCUGGGAAGGCUCCAGGAUCAUCAUGCGAGGCUACGAUUCUUUGUGGAAAGUCGAGCGUAAGCUCUACCAUCAAUUUCUGAACAUCAACAAGGCGGCGCGUUAUGUGCCGUAUCAGGAUCUGGAGACCAAACAGAUGCUGGUAGACCUCUUGUCAGACCCUGACGACUUUGAGAAUCUCAUCACGCGGACAACGUUGAGCAUGGCGACGAGCAUGGCAUACGGGUUCCGCGUCCUCGAUCCCAAGAGCGAGGUCAUGCAGGAGCUGUUCACCAACACCCACGGCUUCUUCGUCAUGGUGAACCAAAGUAAGCUCUUGGACUGGUAUCCGCAGCUGAGGCCCUUGGUCAGCGCCAUGCCGUCGUGGUUGUACCCGAUGGCGAGAAAGGCCAAGCACGUCUUUUAUCGAGAAAGGGCCCAAUUCCGCCAGUUGUAUGAGGCGGCAAAGCGCGCCGCCGAGGGCGACAACUCCCUUCCCAGCUUUUCGACCGACAUCAGCAAGGCGAAAGAGUCCUGGAAAGGCACCGAGAACGGAGCUCUUCUCACGGACCAUGCGGCCUCUUACAUUGCAGGGAUUGCAAUGGAAGGAGCAGCAGACACGACAAGUAACACUCUCGCCGGCAUGAUCAAGGAAACUGCUCAGAAGGAGUUGGAUACCGUCGUUGGCCCGGACAGGCUGCCAACCAUGGACGAUUUCGAAUCGCUUCCUUAUAUUCGCCAAGUCACCAAAGAAGCAUUGAGAUGGCUUCCUACUGCCAUCAGUGGCGCGAUUCCGCACGCCGCCCUCACAGACGAUGAAGUGGACGGAUAUAAAAUCCCAGCCGGCUGCACCAUUGUGUUGGCAGUGUGGUCUGCCAACAACGACCCUGACCUUUUCCCAAAUCCUCGAGAGUUUGACCCCACCCGACACAACGCCGACCUCACUUUCCACGAGGCCUCGUCCGCAUCCGACUAUAGAGACCGGGACAACUGGACCUUUGGCGCCGGGAGACGAAUCUGUCCCGGGAUCCAUGUUGCAGAGAAGACGCUGUUCCUGGCCACCGCUCGCUUACUGUGGACAUUCAACAUCUCCAAGGCCAGGGAUGAUCAGGGCCGAGAAAUCCAAGUCGACCGAGACGAGGUGACCCAGUCCAUCGCCGCUCGUCCAUUGCCGUUCCCGUGA
This is a messenger RNA of Fonsecaea nubica, 1497 nucleotides long. RefSeq lists its product as hypothetical. The record is from RefSeq and is a predicted model, not a curated record. Bases 1 to 1497 code for a protein of 498 amino acids. The transcript is spliced from 6 exons. Lineage: Eukaryota; Fungi; Ascomycota; Eurotiomycetes; Chaetothyriales; Herpotrichiellaceae. Gene Ontology annotation, molecular function: oxidoreductase activity, acting on paired donors, with incorporation or reduction of molecular oxygen; heme binding; iron ion binding.